Molecule: messenger RNA, 1161 nt
Organism: Candida dubliniensis CD36
Lineage: Eukaryota; Fungi; Ascomycota; Pichiomycetes; Serinales; Debaryomycetaceae
Gene: PUS4
Product: pseudouridine synthase
Exons: 1
Coding region: 1-1161 (386 amino acids)
Biological process (GO): mRNA pseudouridine synthesis; tRNA modification
Cellular component (GO): mitochondrion
Molecular function (GO): pseudouridine synthase activity; RNA binding
Source: RefSeq, a predicted model, not a curated record
AUGAAUGGGGUAUUUGCAGUGUAUAAACCGUCAGGCAUUACGUCUGCCAAAUUUAUUGAAACAAUUCAGAGCAAGUUCACCAAAUCAGAAGUAUUUGCUAAAGACUUACAAGAGAUGAAAGACAAAAUAAGAUCGGAUCUUAGUCGUGAUAGAAAAUGGAAACCACACAAAAUUGAGAAAAAAAUUGCCUCGACUAAAGUGAAGAUUGGUCAUGGAGGGACAUUAGAUCCAUUGGCAAGUGGGAUUUUAGUCGUUGGUGUUGGCUUGGGCACGAAAAAACUACAAUACUACCUAGCUGAAUGUCAAAAAACGUAUGAGACAAAAGCGUUGUUGGGGAUAUCUACCACCACGGGGGAUUCAGAAGGGGAAAUUGUUAGCAAAAACAAAAUUGACCACAUUACCCUGGAAUUAAUAGACAGUACUGUGGAAAAAUUUAUUGGUGAUAUUAAACAAACCCCACCCAUUUUCUCAGCAUUAAAAGUCAAUGGAAAACCACUUUAUGAGUAUGCUCGACAAGGAUUGCCAUUGCCCACAAAUAUCAAAGUAAGGGAUGUGACUGUCAAUAGUAUUACCGUUAUCAAAGAAGAUUCAUUGAAAACUGAUCACGAAUUUACAAAGUUGGAAAGUGAGUUAGACGAAAAUGGUGUUCCCAAAGAACACGGAUUGAAAGAUAAUCCAACUUUAAAUGACUCGCCUUUAUUCUUUUCCAAACAAUAUUUGGAAAAAGCUGAAAAAGAAGGUCUACCUAAGGAAACUGGAAAACCAAAAUUGUUACCGGAUGACGAAUCUUUACCCGAGAAAUUGCCUAUGAUUCAUUUCAUCAGUGAUGUGUCAUCUGGUACUUAUAUUAGAAGUUUGAUUAGCGAUAUCGGUAGAGCUAUGGAGUCCAGUGCAUAUAUGGUGGAAUUGAUCAGAACAAAACAAUCUGAAUGGGAGUUGGGUAAAAAUGUUUUCAGACUUGAAGAUUUUGAAAAAGAUGAAAGAAUAUGGGGUCCAGUGUUAAAAAAGGUUUUUGAAAAAGGUGGUUCUGAAAUACAAGACUUGAACAAAGAGUUUGAAGAAAUGUCCAAGACUCUAGAAUCUCUGGUCAAAAAGGAAAAUAAAGAUUCAACUUCAGAAACUAUUCCUCAAAAAAGGUCUAUUGAUGAAGUUGAAAAAUAA